Molecule: messenger RNA, 882 nt
Organism: Ustilago hordei
Lineage: Eukaryota; Fungi; Basidiomycota; Ustilaginomycetes; Ustilaginales; Ustilaginaceae
Exons: 1
Coding region: 1-882 (293 amino acids)
Biological process (GO): protein transport
Cellular component (GO): trans-Golgi network membrane; recycling endosome membrane
Source: RefSeq, a predicted model, not a curated record
AUGGCAUCACAAGUCGACCCUUUCGCCGACCGCAAUACGUUGGAUGCCAACCCCUUCGCCGACCCAUCUGUACAAGGCGCACUCAACGACUCCUCUCGCAUGUACGCCGGCGGUGACGACGAUGUAGCCUCCACCUACAAAGGCGCCCAAUCCUCCACCGUCGACGAAACGCCCGCCUCCCAAUCCGAGCUCAAUCGUGCCGAAGAACUUGGUCGUCGAGAGGAGCAACUCGCUCGUCGAGAACGCGAACUCGAGAAUCGUGCAGCCCACAUCCAAAGACACGGUCGAAACAACUGGCCUUUCUUCUACCCGCUCAUCUACCACGACAUCGACGUCGAAAUCCCACCAGACAGCCAACCUAUCAUGCAGAACCUCUACAAACUCUGGCUGCUUCUCGUAGCCACCCUGGUCGUCAACAUGGUUGCCUGCAUCUUCCUGCUCAUCCAAGGCGCAUCCGAUGGAGGGAAAGACAUGAUUUCCGGUAUUGUGUAUUUGCCGGUGAUCACCGUGGCUAGUUUCUUGUUGUGGUAUCGGCCGAUCUACAAUGGAUUGAUGAAAGAGCAUUCCUUGUUCUUCUACGUUUACUUGAUCUUUGCCGGCUUCCAUCUGGCGUUUUCGGUGUAUGUAUUUUUGGGCAUCCCUUCGACAGGGUCGGCUGGCUUGAUCAAUACGAUCCAAGCGUUUGCCGGAGGCAGGUUGGUCGCCGGGAUUUUGGGUGCGAUUACAACGGCUGGAUUUGGAUUGCAAGGCUUGGGUAAUCUGUGGUAUUACAGGUUGAUUUGGAAACAUAACAACGACAAGGGUCAUACUUUUGCCCAAGCAAAGAAUGAGUUGGCGACACAUGGAAUGAAGGCUUACUUUACCAGAGGCUCCCAGGUGUGA